CAAAGUACAACUUCCGGUGUCAUUACAAAUCAUGGCGGAUAAAGAAAAGAAAAAGAAGGAGAGUAUCUUUGACCUGUCAAAGUACAUUGACAAACCAAUACGUGUGAAGUUUCAGGGAGGACGAGAAGCCAGUGGUGUCCUGAAGGGGUUUGAUCCGUUGUUGAAUCUGGUGUUGGAUGGUACUAUCGAAUACAUGCGAGACCCAGAUGACCAGCUGAAGCUGACAGAAGACACAAGGCAGUUGGGACUGGUGGUAUGCAGAGGAACUUCAGUGGUGCUAAUCUGUCCUCAGGAUGGCAUGGAGGCCAUACCUAACCCCUUCAUCCAACAACAGGAUGGCUAAAACAGCUGUUCUUACACACACCUAUGUCGAUUUUAUUUUAUUUUGGAAAACAGUAUUUUAGUUUAAUUAAUUAUGAAAUAGUAAUGUACAUACAACAAAACAGAUUUCUGUUGUUUAGACUCACAUGUUGAUAGUUCUGAUGAACAUUUGAAAAGGACUUUGUGCUAUGUGGAUUUGGUAAUGUUUUGAUUUGGAAAAAGCCUACAUUUUGGAUGGUGUUAACAUUACCGUUUUCUUUUUACCCAGAAUCAAUGGACUUUAUACUGUUUUGUUUUUGAUAAGAAAAUUGAAACACAUUUCUGCUGUCUCUUUAAUUACAUGAGCCAUAUUGCUCACUUUGGAUUUUAGAUAUCAGGCUAUCGACCGCUAGAUGGCAGCAUUUCACAUAUUGUAUUUCUCCAAAAGUUUUUGCUGGUUGCGCAAGUUUAGGGCAGAGUAACGAUUAUUGUCGUUGUCUUAAUUAAAUCAGUCAAUGUCAAAAAUUACUAAAACCGUCAAAAAUCCUAAAGCAUUCAUUUCAUGUUUUAAAUUCAUAAAUGAUAAAUGAUUGAUCUACUACCGCAGUUAAUGUAAUUGCUCAAGUAAUCAAACGAUUAACCAUUGCAGCGUUACAAAAGCAAGAGUCAGGUGUUGCUUUCUCCUGUUGCCUGAGUAAAGAUGUUUGCAGCUGAGAGGGAGCAAGGCUUUGAUUGUAAUCCUUUAGUCUAUAUAUGAAGAUAAACGGAGUUAGUCCUGUGUGUAGAGAUAAGUCAUUCAAGCCUGUCUGCACACUGACAAAGACACGUUUGUGACAUAAACUACACUGGGUUGGGAAAUGCUUUAGAUAGGGUUGGUGGGAUGAAUUAAACUGAUUUGUCUUUGUUAAGAUUGAUCCUUUGGGUGUGUGGUGGGGUUUGAAUAUACUACCUCUGAAGCA
Messenger RNA from Lampris incognitus (smalleye Pacific opah), 1259 nucleotides. RefSeq names its product LSM7 homolog, U6 small nuclear RNA and mRNA degradation associated (gene lsm7). Bases 32 to 343 code for a protein of 103 amino acids. Lineage: Eukaryota; Metazoa; Chordata; Actinopteri; Lampriformes; Lampridae. Gene Ontology annotation, biological process: nuclear-transcribed mRNA catabolic process; mRNA splicing, via spliceosome. Gene Ontology annotation, molecular function: RNA binding. The record is from RefSeq and is a predicted model, not a curated record. Gene Ontology annotation, cellular component: spliceosomal tri-snRNP complex; catalytic step 2 spliceosome; U6 snRNP. The transcript has 4 exons.